UGUCCACACGGUUAUUUAUUUGAAAGCUUUACGAAAAAAUUAACUAAAAAUAAAUUUGUUAAAAAGAAAGAAACGUAACGGGGGAAAAAAAGAAAAAAAAAACUAAUAAAAGAAAAAACACCUGAAUUUUUUCUAAAUUUAUUACAAUUUUAAUUUAAUUUAUUAUUUUUUCUUUAUUGACAUUCUAUUAUUAAAAUUGGUUUUUUGAAAGAAAUAUAACAGUAUUUAAUCAGUGAUUUUAAUACGCAAUAAAACGAAAGAAACAAAAAGAAGGAAAAUUUAUAAUAAAUUUGUAAAGGAGAACAUAAUGAUUUGAAUAGUUUGCGGAUUCUAGUCCGCUUUAUAAAUUAUAUUUAGAAAAAAUAAUUUAAAAGUUGUGAAUUAUAAAAAAACAAAAAAAUUUUAUCCAUUCGGAAAUUAAAUUGUAUGUAUAGCAGCCACGGGCAAAAAAAAACGGAAAUAUUAUAUAAUAAAUUCCAAAAAGUCAAACUCACCGAUACAGGAUGGGUCUCGAUUUUAUGGACGAUACUGCUGUUGAUUAUGAGAAUGCCUUGGUACAAGCCGGUUUUGGAAAAUUCCAUUAUUUACUUCUUACAAUCAGUGGGAUGAUUUAUUUAAAUACAGCUAUUGGUGUUACCAUUUUAUCAUUUGUAUUACCAUCGGCAACAUGUGAUUUUCAUAUGUCAUCAGUUGAUAAAGGUUGGCUAAGUGCUUCACCAAUGUUAGGAAUGUUAAUUGGCUCAUAUUUUUGGGGUUGUUUAGCUGAUACAAAAGGAAGAAAAAUUGUUUUAAUUGCAACAUUAAUAUUAGAUGGUAUUUGUGGUUUAAUAUCAUCUAUAGCUCCAGUUUAUAUAGUAUUUUUAAUAUUAAGAUUUUUUAAUGGAUUUGGGGUGGCUGGUGCUAUGGGAAUUGUUUUUCCAUAUUUAGGUGAAUUUCAACCAACAAAAUAUCGAGAAAAAAUUUUGUGUUGGAUGGAAUUGUUUUGGGUUGUGGGUAUAAUUGCUUUACCAGCGAUUGCAUGGUUAAUUAUUCCAGCUAAUAUAAAUUUAGAAUCAGGAAAUUUUUUUUUCCACAGUUGGAACCUGUUCGUAGCUAUUUGUGCAGUUCCAAGUCUUAUACUCGGCAUAUGGUUAUUAGCUUUUCCGGAAAGUCCAAAAUUUCUUUUGGAACAAGGGGAACCAGAUGAAGCACUUGAAGUUCUAAUAAAAAUAUUUCAACAGAAUACAGGAAGAAGCCGUGACGAAUAUCCAAUAAAAAGCUUAAAAGAACCAAAUAAAUUACAAGUAGAAUUAAUAACAAAAUUUAAACCAAUUAGACAAUUAAAACUUAGAAGACCAAAAGAAUUAAAAAUUCUUUUAGGAGAAGUUUGGCAACAAACAAAAAUGUUAUGUAAACCGCCACAUUUAAAAAAUACGGCUGUUACAUGUGCUAUUCAAUUUUGUUUAACUUCGAGUUACUAUACUUUAAUGGUUUGGUUUCCAGAAUUAUUUUCUCGUUUUGAAUAUUUUGAAAAAGAAUUUCCAGAUAGAUCUGCAUCUGUAUGUGAAGUUUCAGCUGCAAUGUUUGGAAACGAGACUUCAACAAUGGAUUGCAAUUCUCAGGUGGAUAAUGAAGUAUUUUUUCAUACAUUAAUUAUUGGUUUAGCUUGCAUACCCACAAGUUUCUGGUUACCACUUUGUGUUCACCGGUUGGGAAUUAAAUUUUUUUUAGUGUUUAGUUUACUUGCUGCUGGUACAGUUACUGGAGGACUUUACUAUGUUAAUAAUUCUUUACAAAAUCUUAUAUUAUCAUGUAUAUUUGAAGCUUUAACAUCUUUAAGUAUCAGUACUGUUUAUUGUGUAAUGGUGGAUUUGUUUCCAACUAAUUUAAGAGUAAUGGCAGCAGCAUUAUCAAUGACAUUUGGCCGCGGAGGAGCGUUAGUCGGGAAUCUUUUGUUUGGCUUUUUAAUUGAUUUGAAUUGUGUGGUGCCAAUAGUACUAUUCGCUGCAAUGCUUUUCAUAAGCGGAUUUUGCUGUUUAUUGUUACCAAGUACUGGUGGUCAAGCAUUAGAUUAAAAAAGAAAUGUAGCUGUACCUUUAUUAAUAUUAUAUAAUAAUUAAGUGAAUAGUAUCAUAAAGAAAUAAAAUAUAUCCUACCUACCUAACAUAAACAUAUACAUAUUUAUAAUUAGACUAUAAAUUAUUGUUGUAGUAAUAUUCAAUUUCCAAAAUUCAAUUAAAAUUAUAUACGUAAAAUUGAUUUUGAUUAGAAAUUUAAAAUAUUACAAUUAAAUUAAUUUUAUUUUUAAUAGAGUGGAGUAUAAUUUUUAUUUUAUAUAAAUUUUAUGUAAUUAGCGAAUGAAAUUUGUAAAUAAAAUUAUGUAGAAAAAAUUAGAAUAAGGAAUGUGAUAUUUAACAUAUCAUUCAAAUUGUGUAUAAAAUAAAACAAGUAAAAAGACAGUAA
This is a messenger RNA of Condylostylus longicornis, 2442 nucleotides long. RefSeq names its product synaptic vesicle glycoprotein 2B-like. The transcript is spliced from 12 exons. The record is from RefSeq and is a predicted model, not a curated record. Lineage: Eukaryota; Metazoa; Arthropoda; Insecta; Diptera; Dolichopodidae. Gene Ontology annotation, biological process: transmembrane transport. Gene Ontology annotation, molecular function: transmembrane transporter activity. Gene Ontology annotation, cellular component: membrane. Bases 504 to 2054 code for a protein of 516 amino acids.